This is a messenger RNA of Acanthosepion pharaonis, 927 nucleotides long. NCBI's taxonomy places the organism in Eukaryota, Metazoa, Mollusca, Cephalopoda, Sepiida, Sepiidae. The record is from the annotation of a GenBank genome assembly.
AUGGACCUGAGUCGCAAACUAAAUAAAGCAACAGAUGAGAAUUUGAAGAUGAAAACUGUAAAUAACACAUUAACAAAGGAAGUUUCUACUUACAAGCAAAUGAUAUUGACGAAAGACAAAGCCCUUGAAGAAUCUCAAAUCAAUUACACCAAGUGUGCUAAAGAACUGAAUCGUUUGAGGACAGAAUUCCGACAACUUGAGGAGCAGACCUUACAACUGAAAAUGGAAAUGGAAUCUUGUGCCAACACCAAAGACAAAGAAAAAAUCCAAAUUAAGGAACUCUCUGCAGAAAUCAUGAACUUGGUUAACAAACACAAAAAAGCAGAUGAGGAUAAACUGUCUUUCCUGCACAGUGUCUACCAACGUCUCUUGGCUGGACUAACAGUCCUUUUUUUUUUUUAUCCCCUUUUGAGUGUUUUGCAACUCAUGGAUCAUCCUCAGUAUCUCUAUAAUAUUGAUUGCUCUUUCUUUAUUUCUAUAAUAUUGAUUGCAAUUUCCAUUUCUAUAAUAUUGAUUGUCCCUUUCUUCAGCAGAGAUCGAAAAAUCAUUUCAUUUCUAUAUAUCAUUUCUUUUCUUCAUUUCAAUAAUAUUGAUCAUUUCUUUUCUUUAUUUCUAAUUGAUAGAUCGUUUUCUUCAUUUAUUUCUAUAAUAUUGAUCAUUUCCCUUUAUUUCUUAAUAUUGAUUUCUUUAUUUCAUAAUAUUGAUUGCCCUUUCUUUAUUUUCUAUAAUAUUGAUUUCUUCAUUUCCAUAAAUAGAUCGUCCCUUUCUUCAUUUCCAUUGAUCGCCCUUCUUCAUUUCCAUAAUAUAGAUCGUCGCUCUCUUCAUUUCUAUAAUAUUGAUCAUCCCUUCUUUAUUUCUAUAAUAUUGAUUGCCCUUCUUCAUUUCUUCAUUUCUAUAAUAUUAAUCAUCCUUUCUUUAUUUCUAUAA